AUUUCCAAAAAAUCAGCUCCCACUUAGUUAUAUUCCCAAUUCUCCAAAAAUUCCAUCCAUGGCAGUAGAAACGGCGACACUACACCACAUGGCGUUGACGACUGCAGCAGCCCCAAAACCCAAAUUCAUCUGCUUCUCUUUAGCCGCCUAUGCCAAGAAAUUCAUCGCCUACCUCAGGUCUCUCGAUAUUCCGAUCCUACCGGGCCUCACCGACCAAGAAUUCGCCUCCAUUGAAUCCACUUUCCACUUCAUUUUCCCUCCCGACCUCCGCUCCAUCCUCCAGGAAGGCCUCCCCACUGGCCCCUCCUUUCCCAACUGGCGUUCUUCGUCUCUCCAGCAGCUCCAGAUUAUUCUUAACCUACCCUUUUUGUCCCUCUCCAAGAACUUCUCUCUCCGGGAAUUCUGGUCCGAUUCGUGGGGUCCAAAACCGGGGAGCACUAUGGAUGCUUUGUCUUUGGUCAAACAAUUGUCUCAAAAGGCACCUGUUCUCGUCCCCAUUUGCAGAAAUUGCUAUAUCCCUUCCUCGCCGAAUUUGGCGGGAAACCCAGUUUUUUAUAUAGACGGUGAGGAUGUUAGGAUCUUGAGUUAUGAUGUUACGAGCUUUUUUCAAGAGGUAGAGUUCAUACAAGUCGGCUGCGUUUUGAAGCCGUUUUUGAGGAAAAACUGUAACGUGAAUCGGCCGGCAUGGGCAGCAACCACCGCGAGAAGGAUUGAGUUCUGGACAGAGGUGGUGGAGCGGAGGAGGAGGGCGGGAAGUUGGUGGAUGGAUGGCGGGCACUUCAAAUUAGGGUGUUGUUUGGAGGCGGCGUUUUGGAGAUUGAAGAACGGAGGGUGGACGGAGGAGGAGGUUAGGGAGAUGAUGAUGAUGGACGGCGGUGAUGAUCCAAAAUUCGGGGCCGACUCGGUCCGCGACGAACGGGGGGUGUUGUGGCACGUAAGGGUUUUGCCUCUGGUGUUAUUGCGUGCUGGAUGGACCAGGGAAGACGUGGCGUACUCGCUCGACCUUCAAGAUGAUGAUAAGAAUAAUAGAGACAUUGUGCUGUGAAUCAUCGCACAAGGCUGUUGCAUCGAUUAUGAUCAUGAUAUGAUCUUUGGUUGAUGCAUGGGCAGUAUUUUAAUGUGUAAAACAACUUCACAUAUAAUAAUUUUCUCCUUUCUAGUUCGAGAAUUGACAAUUGAGACACCUAACUCUAGAACAAUGUUUUGAGCUGAUUAAAUGCUUAUGUAUUAAUUAAGACUUGAAUUCAUU
Rubroshorea leprosula is the source of this 1249-nucleotide messenger RNA. NCBI's taxonomy places the organism in Eukaryota, Viridiplantae, Streptophyta, Magnoliopsida, Malvales, Dipterocarpaceae. The record is from the annotation of a GenBank genome assembly.